GGCGCGGGGCGGCGGAGCCUCGGGGCUGCGCUCGCCGGGAACAAAAGGCUCCUGCUGCCCGCGCAGCGCGCCGUGGCCCGGGCUCCGCGGCACCAUGUCCGGCUGCGAGCCCCGCCGCGCCCGGGCGCUGCUGCCGCUGCUGCUCGCCCUCUGCAGCCUGAGCGCUGCCCAGCCCCGCCAGCGCCAGGGUUAUUUGAUUGCAGCACCUUCUGUUUUCCGCUCUGGGGUGGAGGAAGCCAUAAGUGUGACCAUCUUCAACUCUGUGAAGGAGACCACGGUGCAGAUCCAGCUGGUGGUGAAAGGAGAGACGGUGUCACGGAGCCACGGAACGGUCCUGGAUAAAGGAACAAUUAAGCUGAAGGUGCCUUCAGGGCUUCGUGGACAAGCACACCUGAAGGUUUGGGGCAACAGGCACCUGGCAGAGGAAGGGUACAUUUUCCACAACUACACCACGGUCACCAUCGACAGCAAGGGCUCCUCAGUGUUCAUCCAGACUGACAAACCUGUCUACAAACCCAAGCAGAAAGUGUUGAUAAAUCUCUUCAUGGUGACUUCUGACCUGAGGCCAGUCAAUGACAGGAUUGAAGCUUAUGUGGUGGAUCCUCGGGGCUCUCGGAUGAUAGAAUGGAAGAACUUGAAGCCAUUUUGUUGUGGCAUUGUCAAUAUGACUUUUCCCCUGUCUGAUCAGCCAGUGUUUGGGGAAUGGCUCAUCUUUGCUGAGAUGCAGGGGCACACUUACAACAAAUCCUUUGAGGUGCAGAAAUAUGUGUUGCCAAAGUUUGAGCUGCUGAUCGAUCCCCCUCGCUACAUCCGUGACCUGUCACUGUGUGAAAAAGGAACUGUCCAUGCCAGAUACACAUUUGGCAAACCAGUGACAGGGAAGCUAAUUGUCAAUAUGACUAUAAAUGGUGUUGGGUACUACAGACAUGAAGUGGGACACCCUGUCCUCAAGACCACCCAGAUCGACGGCUCUGCCGCCUUCGAGGUGUGUGUCAGGGACAUGAUGCCAGCAGAUGUCCCCGAGCACUUCCGAGGCACAGUCAACAUCUGGGCCACGGUGAUCAGCUCUGAUGGCAGCAAGCAGGUGACCUUUGAUGACUCCACACCUGUCCAGAAACAGCUGAUUGAUAUCAAGUACUCCAAGGACACCAGGAAACAGUUCAAACCUGGGCUGCCCUACAAAGGAAAGGUAGAGGUCACUUACCCCGAUGGGAGUCCAGCUGACAGAGUCACCAUCCGAAUUAAAGCUGAGCUCACACCAAAGGACAAUGUUUACACAAGUGAACUGGUCUCAAGGAAUGGCCUGGUGGAGUUUGAAAUCCCCUCCAUCCCCACAGCUGCCCAAUAUGUCUGGCUGGAGACCAAAGUGAUAGCAAUUGAUGGGAAGCCCUCUGGGGAUCAGUAUCUGCCCAACUACUUGUCCAUCAGCAGCUGGUACUCACCCAGCAAGUGUCACAUCCAGCUCCAGGCACCAGAUAAACCUUUCCAGGUGGGAGAGGAGGCCUGGAUUGCAGUGAAAUCCACCUGUCCCUGCAACUUCACUCUCCACUAUGAGGUGGCAUCACGAGGGAACAUUGUCCUGUCGGGGCUGCAGCCCAGCAAUGUCACCCAGCAGAGGAGCAAGAGAGCCACCAGCCCCUUGGAGAGGAACAUUGACCUCACACGCUUCCCAGAAACAGCACCUCCCAGCACUCCUGCAGCAGAGGUUGAGGUGUGUGUGACCUUCCUGAGGUUCUCAGUCGUUCACUCCAUGGCUCCCCUGGGUCGGCUCCUGGUGUACUACGUCAGGGAGAAUGGAGAGGGGGUCACAGACAGCCUGCAGUUCACUGUCACCUCCUCCUUUGAGAACCAGGUUAGCGUGGCACUCUCAGCCAACGAGACCAGGCCUGGUGAUGUUGUGAACAUCAAGGUCAGAGCUGCAAGAGGAAGCUGUGUCUGCAUGGCCACGGUGGACAAGAGUGUCUACCUGCUCAAGACAGGCUUCCAGCUGACAGCCAGCCAGGUGUUCCAGGAGCUUGCAGAGUAUGACGUGUCUGAUGCUUUUGGAGCUCCAAAGGAAGAAGGGCACUUCUGGUGGCCUGGCAUGUCCUCCCGCCGGCGCCGCAGGUCCUCUGUGUUCCCCUGGCACUGGGACAUCACCAAGGACGCUCGCUUCGCCUUCACAGAAACUGGCUUGGUGGUGAUGACUGACAUAGUCAGCCUGAACCACAGGCAGAAUGGAGGGAUGUACACAGAUGAGGCUGUCCCAGCCUUCCAGCCACACACUGGCACCUUGGUGGCCACCAUGCAUUCCAAAAUAGCACCAAGCAGAGCAGAGAAGAGGAAAAGAACCUUCUUCCCUGAGACGUGGAUUUGGCACUGCCUCAAUGUCAGCAGCAGCUCAGGGGAAGCCCAGCUGCAGGUGGAGGUGCCCGACUCCAUCACCACGUGGAUCACGGAGGCCGUGGCUCUGUCUGAGGAGAAGGGGCUGGGCAUUGCCAGCCAGACAGAGCUGAAGACAUUCAAACCCUUCUUCAUCGACUUCACCCUGCCCUACCACGUCAUCAGGGGAGAGCAGACCAAGAUCCCCCUCACUGUCUACAACUACCUGCCCCUGUGUGCCGAGGUCCACGUGAAGAUUUCUGUCCCAAAAGGCAUAAAGUUUGUUGGGCACCCUGGGAAGCACCACCUGACCAGGAAGAAGUGUGUGGCCCCUGGGGAAGCCAAGCCCACCUCCAUCGUCCUGGCCUUCAACGAGCUGGGCCUGAGCAACAUCACUGCAAAAGCUUUUGCCUAUGGUGGGACCAACUGCUGCCAGGAGGGGAUGCAGAGCCUGAAGAAUGGCAAACACUCUGAGGACUCUUACAUGGACAAAAGGAGCCCUGUGGGGGUGGAUUAUGUUCGCAGCAGUGUCAUUAUUGAGCCAGAGGGACUGUCCAGAGAAUACACCUACAGUGUGUUCUUCUGCCCAAAUGAGAAAAUACACAUUUCCACGCCUAACAAAUAUGAGUACCAGUACAUGCAGAAGCCAGCCCAGAUGAGGCACUUUGACCUUGCUGUGAAGGCUCACAACGAUGCUCACCUGGCCCUGUCCUCGGGCCCCCACGACAUGGCAGAGAUGGCAGAGAUCGUCAUCGGGGGACAGCAGAACACCAAAACCUGGAUUUCCACCAGCAAAAUGGGAGAGCCAGUGGCCAGCAGGGACACGCCUGGCAUCCUCUCCUGGGAUGAAUUCCGCAGCUUCUGGAUCAGCUGGAAAAAUGGAGUUAUCCAGGUUGGCCACGGUACUCGGGUGCUAAACGAAUCUAUUAUUGUGGAGUGGACAGUCCCCAAACAGCUUGAGGUGAAGUACAUUGGCUUUUCCACAGGCUGGGGGUCAAUGGGAGAGUUUAAAAUUUGGAGAAAAGAAGAGACUGAUGAAAAUCACAAUGAAGCAUUUACUCUUGGAGUUCCCCACAACAUAAUUCCAGGAUCAGAAAGAGCUACGGCUUCAAUAAUAGGAGAUGUGAUGGGUCCUACCCUGAACAACCUGGACAACCUGCUGAGGUUGCCCUUUGGCUGUGGGGAGCAGAACAUGAUCCAUUUUGCUCCCAACGUCUUUGUCCUGAAAUACCUGCAGAAAACCAAGCAGCUCAGCCACGAGGUGGAGGUUGAAGCUACAGAUUACCUUGUUCAAGGCUACCAGCGCCAGCUGACCUACAAGAGGCAGGAUGGCUCCUACAGUGCUUUUGGGGAGAGGGACUCCUCAGGGAGCAUGUGGUUAACAGCUUUUGUCCUCAAGUCCUUUGCUCAGUCCCGUGGGUUUAUUUUCAUUGACCCCAAAGAACUCACAGCUGCCAAAGACUGGAUCAUCCAGCACCAGAAAGAAGAUGGUUCUUUCCCUGCUAUGGGCAGGAUACUAAACAAGGACAUUCAGGGUGGGAUCCAUGGGAAGAUCUCCCUGACAGCUUAUGUGGUUGCAUCUCUUCUGGAAACAGGUGUUACUUCUGAGGAAGAAAGAACAGCUGUAGACAAAGCAAAACACUUCCUGGAGUCCAACCUGUACUCAGCAGAAGACCCCUACACCACAGCCCUGAGUGCCUACGCCCUGACCCUGCUGCACAGCCCCAGUGCAGCUGCCACGCUGCGCAGGAUGAACAGCAUGGCCAUCACCCAAGAUGGAUUUACACACUGGAGCCUCACAGGAACCCUUGUCACUGAUGAAGACACCUUCAUGGGGUUUAAUGAUGGACUCUCUCAAUCAGUUGUUUCUGCGGAGGUGGAAAUGACAUCUUAUGCCCUUCUGACCUACACACUCCUGGGAGACGUGGCCUCUGCACUCCCUGUGGUCAAGUGGCUCUCACAGCAGAGGAAUGCCCUGGGAGGAUUCUCAUCUACUCAGGACACCUGUGUGGCCUUGCAGGCUCUGGCUGAAUAUGCCAUCCUUUCUUAUGUUGGAGGAGUCAAUCUGACCAUUUCCUUGGCUUCCACUAACCUGGACUACCAGGAGACCUUUGAGCUUAACAAGAUGAACAAAAAAGUCCUUCAGACUGCAGUGAUCCCCAGUAUUCCAACAGGGCUGUUUGUGAGUGCCAAGGGUGAAGGCUGCUGUCUGAUGCAGAUCGAUGUCACUUACAAUGUACCUGAUCCCAUAGCCAAGCCAGCCUUCCAGCUGCUGGUGACCCUGAAGGAGCCCAAGGCAGAGCAGCCCCUGCCAGCCCCAGCCCCGCUGCGCUCGGGCUCUGCCGCCGGGCGCCGCCCCGGAGCCCUGCACAGGGACAGGGCCCUGGGGGACGACGAGGACCCGGCCUCAGACCAGGACCACCGAGAGUACAAAGUCAUCCUGGAGACCUGCACGAGAUGGCUGCACUCUGGAUCCUCAAACAUGGCUGUGUUGGAAGUGCCUUUGUUCUCGGGGUUUCGGGCAGAUAUUGAGAGCCUGGAGCAGUUAUUGAUGAACAAGCAAAUUGGGUUAAAAAGAUAUGAAGUGGAUGGAAGAAAAGUCCUGUUUUAUUUUGAUGAGAUUCCCAGCCAGUGCAUGACCUGUGUGAAGUUCCAAGCUUUCAGAGAGCACAUAGUUGGGAAAACAGCCCCUGUUCCCAUCAAAGUGUACGAUUACUACGAGCCAGCUUUUGAAGCCACUCGUUUCUACAACGUGAGUGAGAACAGCCCCCUGGCCAGGGAGCUCUGUGAUGGUCCAACCUGCAACGAGGUGGAAAGCUCAGCCAGCCAGUGGGUUGGCUUUGUCCACUCUGGCCCUUGCAACAACAUCUUUGGCUGCCUGGAGGACGAGUACUUCGAGCAGUGCCUGUGCUCGCGGGACUGCGGCUACGACGGCGAGCCCGUGUGUGGCUCUGAUGGCCACAUCUACCCCAACCACUGCCAGAUGGAGGUGGCAUCGUGCAGGAACAACACCAGGAUAGAGCAGAUGCCCAUGUCUCAGUGUGCUGCCUCCAAGAACCUGCCAGAAGAAAGGGAGACACACUCCCACACAGCUGAGCAGCCCAGUGUUCCCCAGACUCCAGCAGCUCCUGCAGCUCUGCUUCCCCCAGCAGCCGAGGAGGGGCCCCCCCUGCACACAGACCUGUCCUACUACUCCUACGAGUACGACCCCGACGCCUUCGCCGUGGAGGGCGACGUGUUCGAGGUGGUGGCAGAGCUGAGCACGGCCAGCACCUUCAGGGAAGGGGACAGCAGCCAGGCUGAGGCCACCCCAGCAGAAUGAAAUACAUAAUUUAAAUAAAGAGAAGAGGCUCAGAAUCGACUCCUGUAUGAGUUUGCUCCUCCAGACGACCUGCUGCAGAACAGAAUCUGAAUGAUGACUACUUCCUGAUGCCCUCAGAACUGUAGGCUUUGCUGCCCCACGGGGCAGAUCUGGAGCUCUAAGGGGGACACUCAGCGUUAUUUUUCUGUCCAUUUUCCUGCCUUCUUGUGCAUCCUCUUUGGAGCCCUCCCAGUGAUGAGAGACCAAUAUGCUGUGCCCUCUAGGUGAGAAAAAAUAGGGGCUGGAAUUCAAACCUAUAGAGCAUUACCAAGUGUUUUCUCUGCUAUCAGGAUAUUCUGCAAAUGCCAUUUCCUAGCUACACUUAGAAGCUAAGUCCAGGCCUUGUGCUUGGCUGAACUGCUGUUUGAGGAAAGAUGGCUGAGAAGUUUUUUGCUCAAAUUAUAAUAAUAAAAACCAGUGUGUUUUGCCAAUUAUGACAUAGCAAGAGGCUGCUCAUCUUCCUCAGCCCAUCAGUCUACACCCACGAGAAAAACACUUCCCUGUGGCUCCACAAUUCAGGGAAGCUCUUGGGAUGUACAUUUUACCUGAGAAAACUGAAAUCCACUGCCAGGGCUGAAAAGCUUCAUGUCUGCUGCUGUUUGCAGCCUCAGCAGAAGCAGGGAUGAGGUGGGGGAGCCCUCUCUUUGUGUUGCACUACGUGCUGACAGGGGCUGCUUGCAGCCUUCUCAGCCCCUUUCUCCUCAAAGCCUGGCCUGAAAAUGAACCUGGCCCAGGCACAGCCCUUUUAAAUGUUUGCCUGAUUCCACCAACCCCUUUUAUUUUGCUCCCACUGGCACCCAGCACAGCAUGUUCUGGUCCUGGUACUCCCUGGCCAGGCCUGGCUCUGCUGGCCAGUACCAAUCCCUGGUGUCACAGGCUGGACUCCCUCGGUCUGACCUGCCCCAAGCAACGUGGCAAAACUUAAAAAGAAAAGCUUUGUGUUUCCAAAAGUGCAGGAGCCAAGAUUUUUGAGUUUCCCUUCCUGCCUGGAGCAGCAUUGUUCUCUUUGGAGGAGUUACAUGCAAUUGCCUCUUGCAAAAUAGUGUUAAUAUUUUAUCUUCCCACUUCUAUUGUUACCAGGACCCAGAGCAGGGUGGAAACUCCUUUUGAGGGUGUUUAUUGGUGAAUGGAAACAGAAAAAAAAAUCCCAGCUCCAUUCAUUUUUAAGGCUUGUUUACACAGGAACCAUGACAAGAAUAUAUCCCAGUAUAGACAUUCCAUUCCAGAAUAAAGGCAAGUUUAUUCCAGAAAAAUGUCCACAUGGGGACAACCAGGAGGUAUCCCAGAGGUUGGGCAUGUGUAGUUUCCAGUCCUUUUUGUCUGGGGCCAGACAUUUGCAGAAUGCAGCUGACAUGAUGAAGGUCUGGGUCUUGAAGUUCCCAGAAAUUUCUGAGCUGCCUCAGAAGCUGGCAGCUGUGCCAGCCUCCCCUCGUGGCUGCUCCAGGAUCCUGCUGGGAUGAGGGUCCUGCCCCACAUCUGGGGUGUGCAGGGGCAGAUCCUGCCCUCACCCUGGUAGCUGCAUUCCUGCCUGGCAGGUAAAUAAAUGCCUUUAAACUAAAUUCCACCUCCUGCAAGCAACUGUCCUGGCAGGCACUGGCUAUUGUGUACACACACAGGACUGAGUCAAUAUUUAUCCCUGGGUAAAUAACAGGCCUAGUGUGAGCUACAAGAUUCCUUUUUUCUUUUUUUUUCCCUUUUCUAAAACUCAAAACUGCACAAUACAAACCCUGCUGUUUGCUGGUUCAGGCUGCAGCUGUUUGGUGCUGUGAGUUGGGAGGAUGAGGCAUUUGGUCACCCUGGUGAUGUCUGGGACUGCCUUCAUCCAGGAGAUAGGACCUGUGUUCUGGAGUCCUCUGUCCCUUUCUGGUUUUCCUCUCCUGCUCUCUCUCACCCAUUGUACACCCAGUGAAUGCUUCUGGAGAGAUAUUUGAAGUAAUUUUAAAUUGCUUGGUCCUCUCACAGAUCCUUGGGCACUCAGACCUCCCUCUGUGGAUGAGGAGAUGAGGGUGGGGAGUUCCAGCCAAGAAUUAAACCUGCCUUUCUUCACUUUCCUCAGGCUGUGGGAGAUGUAAUGUCCUAAUUCCAGCUGCAGACAUCCCCCUGGUGCUGCCAGGUAAAUAAUUCCUGCUGGUGGUGCCAGCCCAUCAAUCAGGGCCUUGUCUGAGGGAUCUCUGUGCCAGUGCUUGAGGCCGAGGAGUCUGGCUUCUGUUUUACAGUUCAAAGGAAAGCCAGAGAGCCCUGCACCCUCAGAAGGCAAAGGCAGAGCAGCCUUCCUGUCCUCAGAGCCAGACAGAGCAGGGCAGUGUGUGGGAGGGGAUGUGACAGGAUCUCUGGAUCCUGACUUCACCCCCAGCCUUGGCACUUCCAGUUCCUCUGCUCUUGGCAGCCUCUGCCUCCCCCUGCUCUUGCUACACCAAACCAGCUCCUCUUUGUGGCUAAAAAGGUGAUUUUAUUUAAGGAAAUGAAUCAAAGAACCUGCAGUUCCAGAACUGUGGUUGAAUUUUCCCCCAUCACAGGAAUAAAGGUCUCUGCUCUCUCCACCCCAGCUGAGGGUCCAGAGCUUUCCCCUGUCCCACAUUUGCAGCUCAUGUUUCUUGUCACCAUCAUUCAUUCUUAUCUAGGGUAAAAAAUCAUAAUUAUUUUUCCUCCAUUCUUCAACAUCCUGCUUGGAAUACAAAAACUGGAUCCCUGAGCACCACUGGACACAGCUGAACAGACCCAAAGCCACUCACAGGCUUAGGCCCAGCUCUGCUCAGUCUCCCUCCUGUCCCUGAGAGCACAAGGACACCUCAGGCUCCCAUUUUGUGCACCUCAGCCAGGCAGUUUAGAGAGAAGGAUUGGUUUUAUUUUAUUUUAUUUUUUUC
This is a messenger RNA of Passer domesticus (house sparrow), 8586 nucleotides long. RefSeq names its product C3 and PZP like alpha-2-macroglobulin domain containing 8 (gene CPAMD8). The transcript is spliced from 43 exons. Gene Ontology annotation, molecular function: protein binding; endopeptidase inhibitor activity. The record is from RefSeq and is a predicted model, not a curated record. Bases 95 to 5683 code for a protein of 1862 amino acids. NCBI's taxonomy places the organism in Eukaryota, Metazoa, Chordata, Aves, Passeriformes, Passeridae. Gene Ontology annotation, cellular component: extracellular region.